AGGGGGAUGGCUCUCCACGUUCACGGAGCCUGCCUGUUUCUGCUGCUGAUUCCUCGCGUGGUCACCCCAGCGGCCUUCGCUCACGAAGACUACCCUGCUGAUGAAGGGGACCAGGUGUCCAAUAACGAAAACAAUCUGAUCUUUGAUGACUAUCGAGGGAAAGGUUGUGUGGAUGACAGUGGUUUUGUAUACAAACUGGGAGAGCGGUUUUUCCCCGGGCAUUCCAACUGCCCGUGUGUCUGUACUGAGGAUGGGCCUGUUUGUGACCAGCCAGAAUGCCCCAAAAUCCACCCAAAGUGUACUAAAGUAGAACACAAUGGAUGCUGUCCAGAAUGCAAAGAAGUGAAGAAUUUUUGUGAAUAUCAAGAGAAAAGUUACAAAAUUUUGGAAGAAUUUAAGCCCUCUCCGUGCGAAUGGUGCCGCUGUGAGCCCAGCAACGAAGUUCACUGUGUUGUAGCAGACUGUGCCGUGCCUGAGUGUGUCAACCCGGUCUAUGAGCCAGAACAGUGUUGCCCAGUCUGCAAAAAUGGUCCAAACUGCUUUGCAGGAACCACCAUCAUCCCAGCCGGCAUUGAAGUAAAAGUGGACGACUGCAACAUCUGCCACUGCCACAACGGGGACUGGUGGAAGCCGGCUCAGUGCUCCAAGCGAGAAUGCCAAGGCAAGCCGGCUGCGUAG
Molecule: messenger RNA, 678 nt
Organism: Euleptes europaea (tarantolino)
Lineage: Eukaryota; Metazoa; Chordata; Lepidosauria; Squamata; Sphaerodactylidae
Gene: VWC2L
Product: von Willebrand factor C domain containing 2 like
Exons: 3
Coding region: 7-678 (223 amino acids)
Biological process (GO): negative regulation of BMP signaling pathway
Cellular component (GO): AMPA glutamate receptor complex
Molecular function (GO): protein binding
Source: RefSeq, a predicted model, not a curated record